This is a messenger RNA of Ilex paraguariensis (yerba mate), 3352 nucleotides long. The record is from the annotation of a GenBank genome assembly. NCBI's taxonomy places the organism in Eukaryota, Viridiplantae, Streptophyta, Magnoliopsida, Aquifoliales, Aquifoliaceae.
AUGGCGUCUAUCUUUCGAGACCGAACUCUAGGCCACUCCAAGAGAGAACUCACCACCAGAACUAGCACCACCACCAUGUCUACCAUUACUAUUUCAUCGCUCCCAUCCCCAUUCGGCGACCUCACACCAACUCUCACCACCACCGACCUCCGCGACACGGCCUAUGAGAUCUUCGUCGCCGCUUGCCGUACUUCCUUCGGCAAACCCCUCACCUACAUUCCCAACAGUUCCAGCUCCGAACGAUCUCCGUCGCCGUCGUCUCUUUCGAACACUCCGUCGAUGAAUAAAUCGCUGACUUCGACUGCGGCGAGUAAGAUGAAGAAGGCUCUGGGACUCCGAUCAGGCUCCAAUUCGGUUUCGGGUUCGAAGAUAAUUGAGAGUAGUCCGGGUUCGGGUGGGAAGGUGAAAAAGCCGGUGACGGUAGGAGAGCUGAUGAGGGAUCAGAUGAGGGUUUCGGAGACGAUGGAUUCAAGGGUGAGGAGGGCUCUUCUGAGGAUUGCUGCUGGGCAGGUUGGAAAGAGGAUUGAGUCAAUGGUUCUCCCAUUGGAGCUAUUACAGCAGUUCAAAUCUUCAGAGUUUACUGAUCAGGAAGAAUAUGAAGCGUGGCAGAAAAGAAAUCUGAAAAUUCUUGAAGCUGGGCUCCUUUUACAUCCUCAUAUGCCAUUAGACAAGUCCAAUACUUCUUCACAUAGGCUGCGGCAAAUUAUUCAUAACGCCUUAGGUAGGCUAAUAGAAACUGGGAAGAAUAACGAGUCAAUGCAAGUCCUUCGUAGUGCCGUAAUGUCUCUUGCUAGUAGAUCAGCUGAUGGAUCUCUUGUGGAGUCAUGCCACUGGGCAGAUGGUUUCCCUCUGAAUCUCCGACUCUAUGAAAUGUUGUUAGAAGCCUGCUUUGAUGCUAACAAUGAAAUAUCCAUUAUAGAGGAAGUUGACGAGCUUAUGGAACACAUAAAGAAAACUUGGGGAAUACUUGGAUUAAACCAAAUGCUCCAUAACCUUUGCUUUUCAUGGGUUCUAUUUAACCGUUUUAUUGCAACUGGACAAGUUGAAAAUGAUCUGCUAUAUGCUGCUGACAGUCAGCUAGCAGAAGUUGCAAAAGAUGCAAAGACAAUGAAGGAUCCCACAUACUCCAAGAUUUUGAGUUCUACAUUGACUUCAGUAUUAGGUUGGGCUGAGAAAAGGCUCCUUGCCUAUCAUGAUACUUUUGACAGUGGAAAUAUAGAUUCCAUGCCAAGCAUUGUUUCCCUGGGGGUAUCGGCAGCCAAAAUAUUGGUUGAGGAUAUAUCCAAUGAGUAUCGCAGGAGAAGGAAAGGUGAAGUUGAUGUGGUUCGUAGCAGGAUUGACACUUACAUCAGGUCAUCACUUCGCACAGCUUUUGCUCAGAAAAUGGAGAAGGCAGAUUCAAGCAGAAGGGCUGCAAGAAACCAUCCAAACCCUCUUCCUGUCCUUGCUAUCCUUGCAAAGGAUGUUGGUGAGCUGGCAGUUAAUGAGAAGGAGGUAUUCAGUCCUAUACUGAAGAGAUGGCAUCCUUUUGCUGCAGGUGUGGCUGUUGCCACUCUUCAUGCUUGUUAUGGGAAUGAACUGAAGCAAUUCAUUUCGGGUAUUACGGAAUUAACACCAGAUUCUGUACAAGUGUUGAGAGCUGCUGAUAAGUUGGAGAAAGAUCUUGUGCAGUUUGCUGUUGAAGAUUCAGUGGACAGUGACGAUGGGGGGAAGGCAAUAAUCCGUGAGAUGCCGCCUUAUGAAGCUGAAGCUGCAAUAGCCAACCUUGUGAAAGUGUGGAUGAAAAUCAGACUGGACAGACUGAAGGAGUGGAUUGACAGGAAUCUCCAACAAGAGGGAGAGGACAUCUUAUUAAUCAAGGCAUCAAUUGCGACUUAUCGAGGUUUGCAACGGGAACUUGUUCUACGAGGAAUCUUCUCUUCAAUUUCUGUGGCAGUAUUUUGUAGAUUGCCUGCGAGGCAUGCUGUCACUUAAACGCAUGGGAUCUCCUAUAUUGGAAAUGGUUGGCAAACUUUCCCUAUCCCAUUGGGAGCCAAUUUGCCAAGUAUGUCCAACAGGGAGUUGUGGCCCAGGGAAUGUAAAGGAAGUUUCUGAUGGGGCAAGGUUCUGUUAGAAGGAAGGAUUUAAGGUGGGAGCUGGGAGGACAUUUUAUUUUGGAUGGAUAUUGGGUGCGACAAUACCAUUAUUUGUGCAAAUUCACUGAUUUUUUUUUUGAGAUUCAAGCUGUUGCCGAAGCCUGGAAUUAGGACUUUGAACAUAUAGUUGACUAUCAAUAAUGUGGGACUCAUGAUCUUGAAAUUCAUUAAUCUAACUAAAUUUUUUUUCUGGUCUAUAAUUUUGUAAAAUCAACUAAAAAUUCCUUAAUAUUCUACAAGCAUUCAUACAAUUCCAUAUAAAAAAUGCCAAAAAAUUUAUAAAAAUAAAUAUUUUCUGUAUAUAAUACAAAUUCAACAGGUUUUGUUGUGAAUAAAUCAAAUUAUUCAUGUGUGACACUAAUCUGAACUUUUGAUUUUCUGUAUUACUAGGUCAUGUCAUUUUUUGGUUCGCAUUAAGAAUUGGUAACACUAACCUGCUUAUUUCACAGCAGUAUCAUGUUUUGUAAAAAAUUGUCACCCCCGAUAAUUAAUAAUCAUAAUAUAUGACAGUUAAUAAUCAGCAUAUCUUAUUGACAAUUUGUAGUAAGAACAUAUAAAUACAAUUGUCAUCCUCUUCAACCAUCUUCUUUGGUAAAACAUUUACAUCCUCUUCAACCAACUUCUAAUUGAAAUUUUGACAUAAUCAAUCUUAAUAAUUAUAUGUUAAAUUUCUAAAUUUUAAUUCUCAUGUCUUAAUCAUGACCAAAGAAGUCUUGAACAUGUCACAAAAAGAAUAUCGAACACUUGUCGAAAGCAAGAUCUUUAUUUCCUUACUAUGUACUUUUCAAAAGGAGUGUUGGACAUGUGUUUGAAAAGUGUCAUUAGAAGACACGUGUCCAAAAGGGAAGUCACCUUAGAAAUGUAUGUGCUUCUUAGUGGGUAGGCAAAGUGUAAAGGAUUUGGAAAGGUGAAUGCCUUGGAAUUUCACUUCAAGUAAAAGACCAAUUAUAAAACUUAUUGUAUUAGGCUAUAAAUAGAUUGCAGACCACUUAGCUUCUCUUGAGGAUAUUGGCCCCUAUUGUUGGACAUCCAUGUCUAGUUCUAUUCUCUUGGUUAGAGAAUUUUGUGUAACCUCUUUUUGUUGAUAGUGAAACUUUGUCACUGAGAUUCGCCUGCAGAUAUAGGCUUUCGAGUCGAACCACACAUAUUUGUGUGUUUUGUAUUUUUUUUUAUUUUAUUCCGUUUAUUGUUUGUGGCCUUUGUUCAUUACAAAUUGU